Ilyonectria robusta is the source of this 1206-nucleotide messenger RNA. RefSeq names its product chaperonin 10-like protein. The record is from RefSeq and is a predicted model, not a curated record. The transcript has 5 exons. Gene Ontology annotation, molecular function: zinc ion binding; L-iditol 2-dehydrogenase (NAD+) activity. Gene Ontology annotation, biological process: D-sorbitol catabolic process. Bases 1 to 1206 code for a protein of 401 amino acids. Lineage: Eukaryota; Fungi; Ascomycota; Sordariomycetes; Hypocreales; Nectriaceae.
AUGGGUUCCAUCGCCGAGUCCCAGCCCGCCGUCAACGGCCACCAGCCCUCCGUCGAGGACCUCAAGCGCCAGGUCAACGGCGCCGCCUCGCACGAGAUCCUCCAGGCGCCUCUGCCGAACCCGUCGCUCCAGGUCACGGCCGACCACAACCUCAAGGCCGUGGACGCGCCCGUGUACGCGCCCAAGGCCGGCGAGGUGCUCGUGCACGUCAAGGCGACAGGAAUUUGCGGGUCCGACGUUCACUUCUGGAAGACUGGACGCAUCGGGUCGCUCGUUUUCGAGGGCGACUGCAUCAUCGGCCACGAGGCUGCCGGAGUCGUGAUACGAUGCGGCGACGCAGUCAAGGAUUUGAAACCAGGUGACAGAGUCGCCAUCGAGCCGGGUGUCCCUUGCGGGAACUGCUUCCUGUGCCUGGACGGCCGGUACAACCUCUGCGAGGACGUCGAGUUCGCGGGCGUUUACCCCUACGCCGGCACGCUCCAGCGAUACAAGGUCCAUCCUGCCAAGUGGCUUCACAACCGCCUCGCCAGGCUCCCUGACAAUGUCUCCUUCGCCGAGGGAGCCCUCCUCGAACCCCUCAGCGUUGCCCUCCACGGCAUCAACACGGCGCGCAUCACCAUCGGCACCCCCGUCGUUGUCUGCGGCGCCGGUCCAAUUGGCCUCCUCGCCCUCGCGAGUGCCCGCGCGUCCGGAGCUCACCCGAUUGUCAUCACCGACGUGGAGCCCACGAGACUGGCCUUUGCCAAGGAGAUGGUCCCGACGGUCCGGACGUACCAGGUCGACAUCACAAAGAGCAACGAGGAGAACGGCCUGGCUGUGAGGAAGCUCUUUGGCGAGACCGAGUACGUCCAGCCGCGAGUGGCGCUGGAGUGCACCGGUAUCGAGAGCAGCGUGUGCUCGGCUGCCUUCAUGGUGCGAAGAGGUGGUUUGUUGAUGGUGAUUGGAGUCGGCAAGUCCAUAAUGAACAAUCUGCCAUUCAUGCACUUGUCCCUGGCCGAGAUUGAUCUCCGUUUCAUUAACCGGUACCGGGACACAUGGCCCGCAGGCAUUGCGUGCAUCGAGGGAGGACUGGUGGAUGUCAAGAAGCUGGUCUCUCACGUCUUCCCUCUGGAGAAGGCAUUGGAGGGCCUGACUCUGUCGUCAGACCCGAGGAACGGCUGCAUCAAGGUGCAGAUUGUAGAUGAUAACGAAACGACAUUUUUCUAG